Messenger RNA from Leucoraja erinaceus (little skate), 4761 nucleotides. It is a transcript of the gene exoc1, whose product is annotated as exocyst complex component 1. Gene Ontology annotation, molecular function: phosphatidylinositol-4,5-bisphosphate binding. The transcript has 19 exons. NCBI's taxonomy places the organism in Eukaryota, Metazoa, Chordata, Chondrichthyes, Rajiformes, Rajidae. The coding region runs from base 119 to 2821 and encodes 900 amino acids. The record is from RefSeq and is a predicted model, not a curated record. Gene Ontology annotation, cellular component: exocyst; plasma membrane. Gene Ontology annotation, biological process: Golgi to plasma membrane transport; exocytosis.
GGGAGGGCCAGCGGUGGACGGAACUGACGAAUGCCUCGCCUCUGAUGGUUUGCCUGUUGUCGCUGAGGAUCGGCUUCGUCCCCCAGGUGUCGGUCUAUUACCGAGUGGAGCAUACAGAAUGACAGCAAUCAAGCACGCAUUACAGAGGGAUAUUUUCACUCCAAAUGAUGAACGAUUGCUCAGCAUUGUUAAUGUUUGCAAGGCAGGCAAAAAGAAGAAAAACUGCUUUCUGUGCGCUACAGUAACAACAGAGCGACCAGUUCAAGUGAAUGUUGUUAAGGUGAAGAAAUCGGAUAAAGGGGAUUUCUACAAACGGCAGACAGCGUGGAUAUUGCGAGAUUUGGCUGUUGUUGAUGCUAAGGAUGCCAACAAGGAGAAUCCGGAGUUCGAUUUACAUUUUGAAAAGGUGUACAAGUGGCUUGCCAGCAGCAUAGCAGAAAAAAAUAGUUUUAUUUCUUGCAUUUGGAAACUUAAUCAGCGAUACCUUAGAAAGAAGAUUGAAUUUGUCAAUGUUAGUUCACAGUUAUUGGAAGAGUCUGUUCCAAGUGGUGAAAACCAGAGUGUGGCCGGUGGGGAUGAGGAAUCCUUGGAUGAAUACCAGGAGUUGAAUGCAAGAGAAGAACAAGAUAUUGAGAUAAUGAUGGAUGGUUGUGAAUAUGCCAUUUCAAAUGCUGAAGCAUUCGCAGAAAAACUAUCCAGCGAAUUACAGGUGUUAGAUGGGGCUAACAUCCAAUCGAUAAUGGCUUCGGAAAAGCAGGUGAACACUCUAAUGCAGUUGCUGGAUGAAGCUCUGAAAGAAGUGGAUGAGAUUGAGUAUAAACUGAGCAGUUAUGAAGAAAUGCUACAAAGUGUAAAGGAGCAAAUGGAUCACAUAUCCCAAAGCAAUGACCUCAUACAACUCAGUAAUACUAAUAAUGUGAAGCUCCUAGAGGAAAUAGAGUUCCUUGUGAAUUAUUUGGACCUAUCCAAAGGCCACAUUAAAGCCCUUACCGAUGGGGAUCUUUCUUCUUCUAAAGGUAUUGAAGCAUGCACCAAUGCUGCAGAGGCCCUUCUACAGUGCAUGAAUGUGGCUCUUCGACCAGGACAUGAGGAGCUUCAUGCAGUGAGACAGCAGCAACAACAAUUCAGGGAUCUGCGCGAACAGUUCGCCAGGAGACUGACCAACCAUCUUAAUAAUGUCUUUGUUCAGCAGGGGCAUGAUCAAAGCUCAUCCUUAGCUCAGCACUCAAUUGAGCUGACUCUCCCCAAACACCUUCCAUUUCAUCGAGAUCUACUUAGAUAUGCCAAACUAAUGGAAUGGUUAAAGAAUACUGAUCGUGAAAAAUAUGAAGGCUUGAAUAAGAACUAUGUAGAUUAUAUUUCCAGGCUGUAUGAAAGGGAAAUUAAGGAAUUCUUUGAGGUUGCAAAGAUCAAAAUGACUGGAACAUCAAAAGAAGGAAAAAAGUUUGCCACACUACCUCGAAAAGAGAGUGCUGUCAAACAGGAUAUAGAAAGUCUUCAUGGAAGUUCUGGAAAGCUUACAGGUUCUACCUCAAGCCUCAACAAGUUGUCUGUUCAGGGAUCAGGAAAUCGUCGCUCUCAGUCAUCCUCGCUGCUUGACAUGGGGAACAUGUCUGCCUCAGACCUCGAUGUAGCUGAUAGAACCAAAUUUGAUAAGAUUUUUGAGCAGGUCUUGAGUGAGUUAGAGCCUCUGUGUUUGGCUGAACAAGACUUCAUCAGCAAAUUCUUCAAGCUGCAACAAAGUCCAGCUUUACCAGGAUCAGUAGUGCAGACAGACUCUAAUGAGGUGGAUGGAGGAUAUCUGUCUCGGCCACAUAAUCUUUUAGGAGACAAGUUCUCGGUACCAUCUGAGAAAGAGGAGGCCAGCAUUAUUCGAUCAAUGAUGAUUAAAGUUUUCCGCUGCAUUGAGCCAGAGCUGAACAACCUCAUUUCACUUGGAGACAAGAUCGACAGCUUUAACUCAUUGUACAUGUUGGUAAAGAUGAGCCAUCAUGUUUGGACGGCAGAGAAUGUGGACCCUGCCUCUUUUCUUAGUACGACGUUAGGAAAUGUUCUUGUGACAGUCAAGAGGAAUUUUGACAAGUGCAUUUGGAAUCAAAUGAAGCAGAUGGAAGACGUGAAAAUAUCGAAGAAGAGUAAAGUGGGAAUUUUACCAUUUGUAAGGGGGUUUGAAGAGUUUGCUGAGCUAGCAGAGUCCAUCUUCAGAUCAGCAGAACGCAGGGGGGACCUGGACAAAGCCUACACCAAACUCAUCCGGGCAGUUUACAACAAUGUGGAAAAAGUGGCUAAUGAAAGUCAGAAAACUCCUCGUGAUGUUGUGAUGAUGGAAAACUUCCACCACAUUUUUUCAACACUCUCUCGCCUUAAAAUUGCAUGUCUAGAGACUGAAAGGAGAGAAGCCAAGCACAAAUAUACAGAGCAUCUGCAAUCUUAUGUGAUAUACUCUCUCGGACAACCUCUUGAGAAACUUAACCAUUUCUUUGAGGGAAUUGAAGCGCGCGUAGCACAGGGAAUCAGGGAAGAGGAAGUCAGUUAUCAGCUGGCCUUCAACAAGCAAGAGCUAAGAAAAGUUAUUAAAGAAUAUCCUGGAAAGGAAGUGAAGAAAGGACUGGAUAACCUGUACAGAAAGGUGGACAAGCAUCUCUGUGAGGAGGAAAACCUGCUGCAGGUUAUGUGGCAUUCAAUGCAGGAUGAAUUCAUUCGUCAGUACAAGCACUUUGAGGGACUGAUAGGUCGCUGUUAUCCUGGAUCUGGGAUUACAAUGGAGUUCACCAUUCAAGACAUUCUGGAAUAUUUCUCUAGUAUUGCUCAGUCUCACUAAAACAAAGCUGUGCAUGAUAAGUGUGUCCUACCCAACUUUCAUAAAAUGCUCUUUAAUAAAUCCUGAAAGAGGAUCCUUUUGGUGGAAUUGUCAUUUAAUGUUACCUUAACAAUGUCCAUGUUCUCUCUAGCACCCCAAGGCUGAGAUGUACUGUAACCAGUUUUUCUGGCCUUAUUAACUUGUAUGCAUUAUUUAAUAUAUUUUCCAAUUAGGGAUGCAGAUGCUCUGUGGUGUGCUCCUUCAUAGGAUCAGAGGCUCCAGUUUAAAAAAAAAAAAAAUGUAAUAUAUUUUCAAAUGUUAUGCUAUUCUUUAAACAAAAUACAUUUUUUGGCUCGACAUCAAGCGGCAAUUUGCCGUUACAUAGUUAAUCCAAUCACAACCUUUGAGUAAAGAGAUGGGGAUGGCCAUAUUUUGGUUCUGUAAUGUUAAGGAAAGGUUCAUAGCUGUUGGAAAAUUACUGAGCUUGAUUGCAUUUGUCAAAGUGAAUUUAAGUAAGAUUUAGUUUUAGUUUAGAGAUACAACACGGAAACAGGCCCUUCGGCCCACUGGAACGAACCAAACUAAGAUUGGUUCCUCUAACAUAAUAAUUGGAUAUCAUAUAAUAAAAUAUUGUAAAAAUGCUUACCAUAUCCCAGAAAAAGCAGAUUUAGUUUAAAAUAACACUUAACUCCAAUAUGUUAAUUAUCUUUCUCUUCAAUUUGCUGUGGAAACCUAUUAAACAUUAAGCUAAUAUUUAAGACAUUUUAAAUUGACCCAAUAGAGAGCAAACUUUAACAGAAUAUGUCACCCUUGAGAAACUUAAAAAAAAACAAUUUUACAGAAAUUCUGAACACAGGUUUCAAAAUAUUAGUGUAAACUUAAUACAGUAACUUUGGAAAUUCAAUUUUGCCUUUGGAAUUAAGCAUUGAAUUUCACAUCACUUGAGGAAAUUCCAAAGCCAUUAAUGAGCUAUUAUUUAAUUUGCAAUGCUAAGCAGAGUAGGAUAAAUUAAAACUAACACUGGAAAUACAGAUGCAUUAAUAUACUCACACAUGGUAAUUCUUGAUAUUACAGAUAAAAAUUGUCUUCUAUUUACCAUUUAGAAGAUUGUAUUGUGUGAUGUUUGAAGUAGGCACCUGCACUAAUCAAUUAUAAACACUAAUCAUGUUGCAAAAUAUACUAACUGAUUUGAUUUUGUACAUUAUUCUGAAUUAGUAUAUUAACAUUUAAAAUAAUGCACAUUGAUGUCAAACAGCAAGAGGUUGUAAUUGUAUUUCAGCCCAUUUACUGGAACUAAGCAAUUCAAAUGUUAGUGCGAAUCUCAUGACAGAUGUUUAAGAUGUAUCCUAGAUCUAACAUAUGGAAUUCUUCCUCAGUAAGGCCCUCUCACAUAAAAGUGAGAUACUUUUGUUUAAGAUAUGUAUGAAACAAGUGUUUAUUUGUAAUAUGCCACAUUGAUUUAAAUCAUUUAAUAACAUUUGUACGUAGACAAUACCUUAUCUUGCAAUCACAUGAAUGGAUAUGUUUACUAACACGUCAGGUGAACACUAAAGAUGAUUUAAAUGAUCUCCAGUCCAUUAUAUAAUGAAUUCAGAAAAUAACCAUUUUUAUCAGCAUUAUGAAUCGUGGAAAUGAAUUAAGUAACACUGAAGAGAAUACUGAAAUAUUUACAUUAAGGUGCACAUAUUAUUGAUACUGCCCGUGUCUUUAUCAUGUUCGGCUUGCCUUACAAUAUAAAAUUUUGUACCUUAUUGAUGCAUAACUUCUACUUUAUUUAAACCUUUAAAGUUUAUUGUUGAUAGCUUCCUUCAGCAGACUUGCAUCAUGUUGUCAAUCUAUGUAAUACGCUCUAUCAUUUAUUUACUCUGUAAACAGUACCAUUCUAUGAAAAAGCAGAUUUUUAUUGACUUUGACAAUUUAUCACUGUAUUUAAAACACUCAAUAAAAUAUAGUGAACGUAA